Molecule: messenger RNA, 1292 nt
Organism: Strongylocentrotus purpuratus (purple sea urchin)
Lineage: Eukaryota; Metazoa; Echinodermata; Echinoidea; Camarodonta; Strongylocentrotidae
Product: acid-sensing ion channel 1B-like
Exons: 3
Coding region: 501-1085 (194 amino acids)
Biological process (GO): sodium ion transmembrane transport
Cellular component (GO): membrane
Molecular function (GO): ligand-gated sodium channel activity
Source: RefSeq, a predicted model, not a curated record
AUAAUAAGCUUCGCGAGAUGGUGAUUUUCAUCAUAUGUUAGAGCGACUUGGACUUCAACUUCUAGUAGUUACGGAAACAUGCCAUUUCGCGUAUGUCACAGGUACAAAUUCUCUCAAGACAGUCUGAUUGGAAAAGAGCAAUCUAAUCUUCUAUAGUAGGGACAUCUUUUGAGGAAAUAAAUACGCAUCAAGAUUUACUGACAUCUAACUUAAGUCUACCAGUACACGUCUGAGAGAGGUGUCUGGAUUUCGACAUCGAAACUGUCACAUAGGUAAAUAAUUUUGAAGGUGUCACAUAAUUCUUUUCCGAUAAUACGCAUCUACAUAGGAGUUACUCUUCCUCUUUAUUCCCGUAUAUGAACUGAAAGAGCAUCGAAAAGCCUUCGAAAAGUGAAACUGGGAAAUUCAGGUUGAUAGAAAACAUAUCAAAACGUAAAGAGCAAGCGCCCAGAGCUAGAAAGAGUAUUGACAUACUUACAUGAACCUGAUCUUCAAAGGUAAUGCCGGAGGUAAUGGCGGAAGGAUUAGAUAAAUCGUUUCCACCAAAAAUCGGCACAUCGGUUGCGCAGUCUGUUGAUUUUGGCUUGGCAGGUGCUUCAUUGACUGAGAAUGCUGACCAAGUGGAACCACCUGAGAUCAAGAAGUCCAGAUGGUACCUGCUAUCUUCAUCGUUUCCUCAUGCCAUAGGAGUAGCAGGGAUCAAGUUUAUAUUCAAUGGCGAUGAAAUGAAAAUAAGGAGAUGUGUCUGGGGCAUCCUUCUCCUGAUAUGCCUAUCUGCGAUGGUAUAUCAAACAGGAAACCAAUGCGUCAGGUAUGCAAUGAAACCUGUUAACACCCUUUUGGAUGUGGAGUAUGUUGAUCUGCUAGACUUUCCAUCAGUCGUUCUCUGCAACUACAAUGCUUACAGGAAAUCCUACAUAGAAGAUAACGAAGCAGAGUUUGCUAUACUCCUAAAGCAUCUCACUAAUCGAACAUCACGUAGACAUCAGGAUAUCGAUGCCACAUUUUAUGAUGGAAACCUGAAGUACACCAAUCUCACAGAACUGAGACUCAACGCUGCCCAUCAACUCGACACUAUCGUUUAGUAAAGUGCAUUUUGUAUCAUUAUAGGGCUGGCGGUGUCUCACAGAAAAAUCUCUUUAAAAAAAUCCCUUGAAAACUCCUUUCAAGGGAGAAUUUUCUUGCUUCGUUAGAGGAUUUUUAAUGGGAUAAUUGAUGACAGAUAGCAAUUAAGAGGAUGACUAAAAUCUGGAUAACUAAAAUCCGGAUUUUUGGCCUCUGUGUGACACCGC